This is a messenger RNA of Alternaria conjuncta, 447 nucleotides long. RefSeq lists its product as uncharacterized. Lineage: Eukaryota; Fungi; Ascomycota; Dothideomycetes; Pleosporales; Pleosporaceae. The record is from RefSeq and is a predicted model, not a curated record. The transcript is spliced from 2 exons. Bases 1 to 447 code for a protein of 148 amino acids.
AUGUACGACCGCGUCAAGCACCUCCCCGAGUACAAGGCCUGGGUGGCUGGUGGUGGUUUGGCGCGAUUCGCCAAUGAACAAGAUCUGGAAACAGAUUUUGUAGAUCACAUAUUCCGCACCAGCCCCCAGGUCCAGAUAGCGUACGAUAGAAUCCUCCGAAUAAUGCCCAGCGUAUUGCAGGAGAUGACCCGGGAUAUGAGGCCAGAGCCGACGACCUACAGCCAGGCAACCGCACUCCAAGCAAGAAACGAUUACGAGCAAGGCAGCGGUUCGGCUGCAACCUCGGAGGACGAUGAUGACAGCGCCGAGAAGACGAGCAACCCCGAGAACAUAAGCGAAAAGGAACCCGCGAGCAAGCAAGCCAGCAACGCUAUGCAGGAGAGCGCGCAGCCUUCAAUGGAGCAGCCCGACAAAGUCUUGAAUGUGAGCAGAAAUGAGAUGAAUUGA